Molecule: messenger RNA, 1698 nt
Organism: Gavialis gangeticus (Gharial)
Lineage: Eukaryota; Metazoa; Chordata; Crocodylia; Gavialidae
Gene: CUNH5orf22
Product: chromosome unknown C5orf22 homolog
Exons: 9
Coding region: 33-1406 (457 amino acids)
Source: RefSeq, a predicted model, not a curated record
GUCGGCGCCAGCUGGGUCUCGGCCCAGCCGUGAUGAGCGGCGCUGGGGCUCCGGGGGAUCGGGGCCGCCUCCGGGCCUACCCCGCGCUGCCUGUCUGGGUCGUGGAGGAUCAUCACGAUGUUCUGCCUUUUAUCUAUCGUGCCAUUGGUUCAAAGCAUCUUCCUGCCAGUAACAUCAGCUUUGUUCAUUUUGACUCCCAUCCCGACCUCCUUAUUCCUGUAAAUAUGCCAGCAGAUACUGUCUUUGACAAAGAAGCUCUGUUUAGUGAGCUCAGUAUUGAGAACUGGAUUAUGCCUGUUGUUUAUGCUGGCCAUAUUUCUCAAGUGGUAUGGCUCCAUCCAAUCUGGGCUCAGCAAAUCAAAGAAGGAAGACAUGAUUUUGUAGUUGGUAAAGACGCAUCUACCACCACAAUAAGGGUUACAAGUACAGAUCAUUACUUUCUAAGUGAUGGUCUUUAUGUUCCUGCUGAUCAGCUAGAAAACCAGAAGCUUUUACAUUUGAAUGUCCUUCUAGUUAAGCCCUCUGAAACAUCCAAACAACAAGACGACAAAAAUGAAGCAUCUUCUGCUAAGAAACUGAAGUUAAAUGCAGAAGAUACAGCAAACACUGCUACUCCCACUUCAUCACAAGUACUGGAAAUUGUUGGUCAUUACUUAACAGAUGCAAAGGCUCCUGGAGAUGAAAAGAAUGCAUGUGCACAAGAUAAAACAGAAACUUUCUUAGAGUCCUCAGCUUCCUGCUCUCUUGGAAGCAAUGGAUGUAAACCUAUAGAGAUGGUUAAUGAUGUUCUUCAAGUAGUACAGAAAGGAGAUGCAUACGUUUUAGAUAUUGACUUAGAUUUUUUUUCCGUUAAGAAUCCAUUCAAAGACUCAUACACCCAGGAAGAAUACAAGAUCUUGCAAGAGCUGUACAGUUUUAAGAAGCCGAAUACCAAUUCCACAGAGGAGGACUUGUUAGACUGUGUUGAAAAUCGUAUCCAUCAGUUAGAAGAUCUGGAAGCAGCUUUUGCAGAUUUGUGUGACAAAGAUGAUGAGGAGACUCUGCAAAAAUGGGCCUCAUAUCCUGGAAUGAAACCCCUGGUUCAACUUGUGCAUAGUUUGAAAAACCGAAUGGAUACUCCCGACUAUGAAAUGGUUCAUCAGGCUGGUCUUACCUGUGACUAUUCUGAACUUCCCCACCACGUUAGCACGGAAAAGGAGAUAGAGGGCCUCAUGCAAUCUGUUAAGCAUCUUCUGAAAAACAUACCCAAACCUACACUUGUGACAGUUGCUCGAUCAAGUUUGGAUGACUAUUGUCCUUCAGAGCAAGUAGACUUCAUUCAAGAAAACGUUCUGAAUGUUCUAAGUUCAGUGUAUGGUGUUCUGGACAUUCAUUUAGAAUAUGCAGCAGAUUCAUCUUCUGUGUGAAUGGACUCUCCAUACCUUCCUCUAACUCGGCAGCAUUACGUACACAAUUCAGAUAUUCCCAUUAGAUUGCUAUGCUGUGGAAAUAUCUUGUACUGAAAGCAGUCCCAUGUCCUUUGCCCCCAGAACAACUUCCAUCUAAGCAGGAAUUGAUUAUACACAAUUUCACAGUAAGGAGGUUCCAAUAUUUUUAUGUAUAUCGCUCACUGACAUUUGCUAUCUGGAUUAUUUAACCCACCAAAACCAAUAUAUUUUUGAGUCUUAUAUUAGAUAUAUUUGAAAUGUGGGGGGGGGA